AUGGCGGUGGCCAUGGUCUUCCAGAACAUCCCCGCAACACCGCUGUUCACACUCAACUGGACGCCCCGAAGCAGCGGCGCCUACGCCGGAACCUGCAUCUUCCUCAUCGUCCUCGGAGCCAUCGCCAGAAUACUCGCCGCGGCCAAGUCGAUCAUGGACCGGCGCUUCCUCGCCGCCGCCAAAGCCCGCCGAUACGUCGUCGUGGCAGGGAAGACAUCAGACACAAAUAAAGGCUCAGAAUUGGAGUUACAACCGACCAGUGACGAUUCAAGCGAGCAGACGACGGGCAAGCUGAUAAGCGCCAAAGGAGUCGAGGAGAACGUCCGGGUGGUCAACGCUGCCGGAGGGCCGCCGGUGAUGCCGUGGAGGUUCAGCGUCGACUUGCCCAGGGCCGCCAUGUUGACGCUCAAUGCCGGCGUGGGCUACCUCCUGAUGCUGGCGGUGAUGACCAUGAAUGUCGGCUACUUUCUCUGUGUCCUCGUGGGCAUCUUCGUGGGCGACCUCGGCCCGGAACCGCGGGACAAAGAGCUGCUCACGAUACUCCCGCUGCUGCUCCCGCUCGCGUCUGCGCACUUCAACGUCGAGGCGCCUCCAACCCGCGGCGGCAACGAGGACACCCAGCCGUCGUUCCCCUGCGGCGGCCCAACCCAGCCAUCCAGCUCGCGGACGAAGAUAUCUCUCGAUGACCCCAAGGUCGCCAUCGCCAUGGAGAUGGGCCACGACCAGGCCGCCGUCCAGGUGCUGCUCGGCGUCGGAUCCAACCCGGGCUCCAACUUCAACAUCACCGUCCUGCCGACGUUCAGGCAGAUCGGACUGGGCGCCUUUUGUCUGCCAGAGGUGAAGCUGACCGAGGAGGUGCUCGGUUUCAAGCCAAAGGAGGGCAUGGACGCCACGCUCCAGGUGCUCAGCAACGGUGACCCGACCGGCGGACUCUACCACUGCGUCGACAUCACAUUCAGCAGCUCGGCAAAGUACUCCAAGCCAGACUCCUGCAAGAAUGGCACCGGUAUCGAGGCCUUCCCCUUCCAGGGCGACGCCGCUCGUCGAAACGCCAACGAGUCCACGCCCAACGGCCAGCAGCAGCCAGGACGCGGCGGCUCUGGGGCUGGUGGCUCGCCGACUCAGACUCCCACCCCGUCCGGCAACAUGGCGCCCAUCCAGACUGCGGCCUGGGGAGUCCUGGGUGCAGCCAUCGUCGGAGGUGUUGCGCUCUUGUAA
Arthroderma uncinatum is the source of this 1218-nucleotide messenger RNA. Its product is annotated as expression library immunization antigen 1. Lineage: Eukaryota; Fungi; Ascomycota; Eurotiomycetes; Onygenales; Arthrodermataceae. Gene Ontology annotation, biological process: copper ion transmembrane transport. The record is from RefSeq and is a predicted model, not a curated record. Gene Ontology annotation, molecular function: copper ion transmembrane transporter activity. Bases 1 to 1218 code for a protein of 405 amino acids. Gene Ontology annotation, cellular component: membrane. The transcript is spliced from 5 exons.